AUGGGUCACAACAACAAAUUAAAAGUAAUACAGAGCGGAAGCAAAGCGGAAGGACUUGAUUUAAAAAGCAGCGAUUUAGAUUUGAUGAGCAUUACUCCUUUGUUAAAGGUGUAUCAAUCAGAACCAGAAGUUGAUCUUGACGGUCUGACAGUUCCCUUAAUCAUGAAUACGGAGGAGACCCAACCCUGCUUUACACAAUUGCGUCUUCUAGAUCAUCAUCAAGUGUUCACAAAUAUGUGGCAAAAAAAUCAUUUAGGAUAUAUGCUUUCAAGUGAACAGUAUAAACUGUUCUAUUUGUCAUUAGUUCCCGGUUCCUGGAAAAUUCACGGCCCAUGUUUGUCAGAUAUGCAAGGGCGCAUGGAUUUGGCGUUUUGCCUCAAAUGUGACCGAUGGAUAUUUCAAGCAGAGCCAUGGGUCAGUAGAGCACGUACAACAUGGCCAUCGUCUGAUAUCAUUUCCAAAAUAAUAUCUUAUGGAGUGUUAUUCGUUCCAAUUGGAAUCAAAGGAUCCGUAAAUGAAAAUUUAGAAUGGCGAAUUUCAUUUUCUAUAGCAGAAAAGUUUCUCAUUUAUUCCUUCAGUCAUGUACAACUAUUAUGUUAUGCAAUGUUAAAAGUCUUGGUAAAGGAAAUUUUAGAAAAACACGAAGAUUUGAAAGGUUUGCUGUGUUCGUAUUUCUUGAAAACACUGAUGUUUUGGAUUUCUGAAGAAACAGACCCAAAUCUAUGGCGACCAGAUAAUAUCAUACAUUGUUUCAAUGCAUGUGUACAAAGACUAUUAUACUGUGUUAGGUAUACAACCUUGUCGCAUUAUUUCAUUCCGGCCAACAACCUGCUGUUCAAUUCUGUUAUGAACAGAGAAAAAUUGACAACUAUACUUGAGAAGUUAUAUGAGUGCGGAAUUUAUUGUUUUGCGUAUUCUGAUACCCUGAAAGAUUACAAAAGACAGUCCUACGAAUUCACUGAAUCUUUAACCAGUAGAAUCGUCAGAACAGUACACAAAACUUUUUGUGAUUAUCCAAAUAUUAAGAAAAUACAUCUACUAUAUAAUUGUCUGCAUCAUUCUAGAUGUAGUUUAUCUGGUGGUUUAAUUGCUUUACGUUUAUCAAAAGCAUGUUGGUUUGCUUUAGAUUCUGCCAAAUUUCCAAAUAGCUCAGAUAACAAACACCAGUACUUCAACUACAAGUAUGAUCUCAGUCAUUUAUUGGUAGGUUUACAUUCAGAUGCUGUAACUGGAUGGCUGUUGUUGGCCUCAUUCUUCUAUGUUCAUAAAAAAUACUUCGCCUCAUUAAGUGUGAUGAAUUAUGCAUUGCAAAAAUGCACUGAAGAGAAAAUUUAUUCGACCAGAUCCGAAUAUACGUUCAUUCAAAAUCAUGAGCUGUACCAGCUGAAAAAUGAAAAACUUUAUACAGUAUUGAAAGCUGUGACAAUUGAAUCUCUUAUAUUUCACGGGAAGUCAUCAUUACUUCCAAAAGAAUUACAAAAAGAUGCUAUAUAUGAUGUUCUCACCCAUAAUAUUUUUUAUUAUCCUUUAUCAUUUGCGUAUUUCCUAAGUUUCUUAUGUUUCUAUCAUCUUCAUGACUUAAGAUCAAGUAGAUAUUAUUUCCAAAAACUAAAAUCAACAGAUGAUAUAACCACCCCUCUUUAUGUUGGAGCAACUUUUUGUUCGCCGAUUUUUGACCAGUUAAUGGGCGACACAUACUUGAGUAGACAUGUAUUUCAAGAAACUGCUAUAGAUGAUCAGCCUGGAACAACCAUCAUGCGUGUAGCAGCUGAAAAAAUAAUGAACGAAUUCAAAAGCUAA
Molecule: messenger RNA, 1800 nt
Organism: Mytilus trossulus (common blue mussel)
Lineage: Eukaryota; Metazoa; Mollusca; Bivalvia; Mytilida; Mytilidae
Exons: 1
Coding region: 1-1800 (599 amino acids)
Source: RefSeq, a predicted model, not a curated record